UUUGAUUCAUAUUCCGAAUAAAGUUCGCCGCAUUGAGGCUUUCACUGCAAAGAAAAUUUGGUUUUUACCGGAAAAAACAGACAUUCUAGAAAUUUAGCUUAGUUUUCCGACAAACUGUGCAUUACCGUAAGCAUUCUAACCUGUUUGCAGGAUUAAUUGUGAAGUAAUAUACAUUUUUCCUACAUAUUACUGAAUCCUAUAAUCUGCUAGUGCAAUUAAAUACGAAGAAAAGAAAUCGCAUUCAAAUCAUCUAAAAUCUUCAGCAGCCCAACCCGUUAAAGCUCCUUUAAGGGACCAGCGCUUCAGAUUUCCUUCUCAAGUGGUCAUUAAAAAGAAUCACAAUUUCGUCCUCAAGUAGAAAACUGUCGGAUCCGGUGAUGGCAAAGCGGGCUGCUGGAUUUUUAAUAUUUCGCCGACUCCGGGAACGGAUAGAGUAUCUGAUGCUACAGGCUUCCUACGGGCAACACCACUGGUCACCACCUAAGGGCCAUGUGGAUCCCGGUGAAGACGAUUUCAAGACGGCACUACGUGAAACGGAAGAGGAAUCUGGAUAUCUGGAAAAAGAUCUCCGCAUAUUCAAGAAUCAAACGUCCACGCUCGAAUACAAGGUUAAAGGUCACGACAAAAUAUCCAUCUAUUGGCUGGCAGAACUGAUCGAUCCUUCCAAGGAGGUAAAACUAUCGGACGAGCAUCAGGAUUUGAAGUGGCUCGAAAGGGACGGAGCGAUAGAGAUUGCCGGAUAUGAAGAUUUUGCCGCCAUGGUUCGACAUUUUGACGACAAAAUCAAACAAGGAUACGAUCAACUUUGAACUGGACAAGCUCGUGGCGUACCUCGAUCCCAAUGCCAGUAUCGGACGCGGGUAAAAUUUGCCGAAUUACCUAUAACUAUAUUUAACGAGACAAGAGAAAAAACCGAGUUUUCCUUAUUCCUUAUUACUCGCAUAUAUAAAUAUAUAUAUUUAAAUGGAAAAUACUUAAAGUAUCUAUCCCGUUCCUUACCUCGACUGGGACUGAUGUAAGAAGAAGAAGAAGAUGGGAAAGUAUCAAAUCGAAUCUACAAAUUAAUGCGAUUAAAAUUGAAACUACCGCUUUUGGAAUUGUACGUGCUCUGCUCAACCUUAGACACGGAAAAAACCCUUCAACAGUGUUUAAGAAACCCUUUUGCACAUCACCGUAGCUAUGUUAUAUGUAAAAAAAAACAAGACAUACAAAAUUAUACUCCUCAGAAAUAGAGCCAGAAACUAAAUCAGAACAAAAGGUAGAAUUAAAGUGUGCGGAUAUUGCUGUGGUUUCAAAAACCGGUAAACGAAUUAGACGAAGAGAUAGUUAAAGGAGCUUUCUUAGAACCCACUUAUAAUCAAUGCCUCUGACAAAAAAAAAAACACUCCUUUUUAUUGUACCACAUUUUAAGAUAUUCAAAAAUUUGGAAAAAAAAAGUCAUUAAAAUUUAGAAAGAAUGAAAAACCAAACCAAAAUGAAUCUACUUUUGCUUGAAAAAUAUAAAAAGCUAAAAAUGACAAAAUUUAAGGCUCAGUGAAAUAAAAAUAAA
Molecule: messenger RNA, 1549 nt
Organism: Uranotaenia lowii
Lineage: Eukaryota; Metazoa; Arthropoda; Insecta; Diptera; Culicidae
Gene: Apf
Product: bis(5'-nucleosyl)-tetraphosphatase [asymmetrical]
Exons: 2
Coding region: 378-809 (143 amino acids)
Biological process (GO): ATP biosynthetic process; AMP biosynthetic process
Molecular function (GO): bis(5'-nucleosyl)-tetraphosphatase (asymmetrical) activity
Source: RefSeq, a predicted model, not a curated record